AUGCAGCAUUCCAAGGAGGAGGAGAAAGGUCCUGCCACGACGCUCGCACUGGACCGAUCCGACACCAGUGCGAGCGGCAUGGGUAUCGGCACCGUUACUGACAUGCCUUCGGGAGCGCAGUCGUUGCAUCGAAGUCUGCGUGGCAAGGAAGUCCAACUUUUCGCCAUUGGUGGAGCAAUUGGCACGUCUCUUUACGUGCAGAUGGGGUCCGCCCUGCCCAAGGGCGGUCCGGCGGGACUUUUCAUUGCAUUUCUCCUCUGGGGCGGCGUCAUGUGGGCGGUCAAUGAGUGCUUCGCCGAGAUGGUGACCUAUGCGCCCAUUCUGUCCCCCUUCAUCCGUUUCGGUACAGAGUGGGUCGACGGUGCUCUCGGCUUUGCCAUGGCCUGGAAUUUCUUCUUCUCCAUGGCCUUCCUGGUCCCUUUCGAGAUUGUCGCCAUGAACAUCAUGCUCACCUUUUGGACUGAUAAAGUGCCAGUCGAGGCCGUCAUCGUCGUCAUGAUGCUGCUCUACACCUUCCUGAACAUGGUUACCGUCCGAUACUUUGGCGUUGCAGAAUUCUACUUGUCCAUCUUCAAAGUCUUGCUAAUGUUGGGCCUAUUCAUGUACACAUUCAUCACCAUGGUCGGCGGAAAUCCCUUGCAUGAUGCGUACGGGUUCCGGUACUGGAAAGAUCCUGGAGCAUUUGUGUCACACCUGGAGCCCGGCUCAGUCGGAAAGUUUCUUGGGAUCCUCUCCUGUAUCUACCAAGCAAGUUUCUCGAUUACUGGGCCAGAGUACAUCUCCAUGGUAGCGGCUGAGACUGAGAUGCCACGCAAGAUCCUCCCCCCUGCAUUCAGAUCCUUCGUCUGGCGCCUGUUGGUGUUCUUCGUCGGCUCUGCGCUCUGCAUGGGCAUUGUCGUUCCCUAUAACGACGGGACACUGAAUGCCAUCCUCAGUGGCGAUAUUCCGGGGAGCGGAACAGGUGCAGCAUCUCCGUAUAUCAUAUCGAUGGAGCGCCUUAAAAUCUCGGGCUUGCCUAACCUGGUCAACGCCCUAAUCAUGACAUCCAUCUUCAGCGCAGGCAAUGCUCUCCUCUAUGCUGCCACCCGCACUUUACAUGGCAUGUCACUUGAAGGCCAUGCACCCCGAUUCUUCUCGAGAUGCACGAAGAACGGUGUGCCGAUCUGGUCCCUGGCAUUCUCCCUUCUCUUCUGCCUAUUGGCUUUCCUGCAAGUCAACAAGUCCUCGGCAAGCGUCCUCACCUACCUUGUUGACCUCGUCACCUGUUGCCAGAUGCUCAACUACGGCUUCACUGCAGUCACGUAUCGCCACUUCUUCUCUGCUCUUCAGAAACAAGGCAUAUCUCGCGACACGCUUCCAUAUAAAGGACGAUUCCAGCCGUAUACGUCAUACCUUGCCAUGGCCGGCACGUUGUUUGUAUUACUCAUGGCGGGCUAUGAUCUGUUCCUCGAUGGCGGAUGGGACGUCAUGUGGUUCUUCCUCGAUUACGGAAUGAUCGGUUUCUUCAUCCUGGCUUUCGUCUUUUGGAAGUUGGUGUGGAGGACCAAGUACGUUCGCCCGGGAACUGCAGAUCUGGGUCUCGGCGGAUUGAAGGAGCAGAUUGACAAUUACGAGGCCGUCCAUGUUCCCCGGGAGCCGGGCAGAGUCGGCCGCAUUGUGAACAAAGUAUUUGAGUAG
Molecule: messenger RNA, 1677 nt
Organism: Bipolaris oryzae ATCC 44560
Lineage: Eukaryota; Fungi; Ascomycota; Dothideomycetes; Pleosporales; Pleosporaceae
Exons: 7
Coding region: 1-1677 (558 amino acids)
Biological process (GO): amino acid transmembrane transport
Cellular component (GO): membrane
Molecular function (GO): amino acid transmembrane transporter activity
Source: RefSeq, a predicted model, not a curated record